CUGUUUGUUUUUCAGACAGGAAAACUUGAUCCGCACUACCCUCGCAUCUGUGGGCACAAAGGAAAUGUCCUGGACAUUAAGUGGAACCCUUUCAACGACUUUGUAAUAGCUUCUUGCUCUGAAGAUGCAACUGUGAAAGUCUGGAACAUUCCACAGCACUUGCUGACAAAAAGCAUCACACAUGCACAGAAGGAGCUUUUGGGCCACGCGCGAAGGGUGGGGCUUAUCGAAUGGCACCCAACUGCGAGCGAUAUCCUUUUCAGCACUGGUUAUGAUUAUAAGAUCAUGAUCUGGAACCUCAACACCAAAGAGUCGGUCAUUCAAGACCCGGUGAAGACAAUCAGUUUCCACACAGACGUGAUCCUCUCCAUGUCAUUCAACACAGAUGGGAGCCUCCUGGCCACAGCCUGCAGGGACCGGAAAAUACGGAUAAUUGACCCGCGAGCAGGAACUCUCUUACAGGAGGCGAACAACAAGUCCCACCGAGUGAAUAAAGUUUUGUUUCUAGGAAACAUGAAAAAGGUGGUCUCCACAGGGACAUCCAGGUGGAACAACAGGCAAAUUGCAAUAUGGGACCAGAGUGACCUUUCUGUGCCUUUAGCAGAAGAGGAUGUUGACGGCUUAUCUGGACUUCUGUUUCCUUUCUACGAUGCUGACACACACAUGCUGUAUGUAUUGGGCAAGGGUGAUGGGAACAUCAGGUACUAUGAGAUAAGUCUGGAGAAGCCAUACCUCAAUUACCUGGUGGAAUACCGUUCCCCUUUACCCCAGAAAGGAGUGGGAACCAUGCCAAAGAGGGGUCUGGACGUCUCUUCCUGCGAGAUCUUCCGAUUCUACAAACUGAUUCCAAUGAAAAACUUGAUCGAGCCCGUUUCAAUGAUUGUCCCUCGGCGGUCUGAAUCGUACCAGGAAGACAUCUACCCAUUGACAGCUGGAGUCCAGCCGGCACUGACGGCACAAGAAUGGCUGAAUGGCGUAAAUAAGGGGCCUGUCUUGAUGUCCCUGAGACCUGGCUCUGUAAUCUUAAACUCCUUACCACCAUUUCCCGAAGAGUCGUCCCCAGAAGCAACGGAGCCUGGCCCAAACCCAAGCAGGGUGGCCGAAACCAGUGAGAAGCCAAGCAGGAUCCAAGAGAAAUGGGGGAACUGGAAAGCAGAGGAUCGGGGCCAGAAAGACAAGAAAAUGGGGCUGGCCAAUGGCUUUGACGCAUUUGAGUGUCCUCCCCCUAAAACGGAAAAUGAGCUGUUGCAGGUGUUCUACAGGCAGCAAGAAGAGAUCCGGAGGCUGCGGGAAACCUUGAUCCAGCGGGAUGUUCAGAUCAGGCAACUGGAGCUGGAGAUCAAAAAUGUUCACAUGGAUACGGGCAGGCUUUGACAAGAAGCAGUUUUCAGAAGGUAGCUCAGCUCCAGGGCAAACAUGUCCUCAAGCUCAAUACUGUUGGGAGAUCAUGGCCCGGAAGGAGAAGAAACUUCUGACUCUACUGGCAACGGUUGGCUUGAUCUUGCGACCUGGGGGCUGCUGGGGUUGUCGCUGGUGCUUUGUUCCUUAGUUCUGUUCAUGAGGAUCUCCUUUUACAAUUGGACUCAGAAUCAUUGUUCCCUCUGCCCAAAAGCUGGAGCAGUCUGGAGGUGAAGACAGAGGACCCCUCCAGCCUUCUGUGCCUUUUGUGUGCUUGGCGUUUUCACUGAGGAGUGCACAGCCCACAGCUUCUAUCUGCGCUUGUGUGGACACCGUUUGCACCCUGCUGAGCUCUCCAGCACUGUUCUGCUCCCAGAAGUGGCUCUGGUCUGCUGUGGCUCUGGGCUGAGUUGGCUUGUCAAGUGUCUCCAAGGGCUGAGGAUGCAGGGCUGAGUCAUCGAUCUGCUUUAGUGUUGCAGAGAGAGGAGGGCUAAUUGGCAGUGAAGUCGGAGGAACAAAGAGAGACCCACUGAGCAUCAAGAAGCAUCGGAAAGGAAUGUUUUGCUUGUCAAGCAGAGAGGAAGAUGGACAGGCCUUUCUGCUGAAGCUGAGCAUGUCGGAUCUGGAGAGUGCCUGCUCCUCAAAUCCAUAUGCAGUUGUCCUCCAGCUACUCACAGCCUUUCUCUCUUGGGAUCGCUUCUUGUCUUAAGCCAGCAAGGGGGAGCCUCUUCCUGUUCUCUCGGACAACUUCCUCCUACUUGUCUCAAGCUCAGCUGUCACCGGGUUGCCUCUUCUCUCCUUCAGCCUUCCUUGCUUCUGAACAGCAAGCCACAGCGACAGUCAGGCCGUGCAAUCUGGUGUCUGAAGAAAGGCCCAGCCCUGGGUGUCCCAUUGGUCCUAAUCAUAUUCCAUUUUUUAAAUCAGCUUUUCAAAGUGCUGCAGUCUGCAAUUACAUCGCAGCAUUCUUUUUUCUUUUUCCCCCCAAUUUUGUGCAUUGCUGCCUGAAGCUUCUCAUGUCCCGCUAUGUUGACUGUUGAUUUUUUUUUUCAUGCUAGUAUAUGCAAAACACUGCCACCCAAAUAGUCUCCCUGGACUGUCUCAGGACUGACUGCUACAACUGUCCAAAGAUAGUGAAACCUGGGGGGGGGGAGCACAUCAGAAACUGUCGGGCUUUUCAGCAUUCUUUUCUGAUCAUUGCACUAGAAACACUGAUUACCUGCUGCAGUGAUGCUCAAAACAAUUGAGCUCCUGGAGAGCUUGGUCCAGCCCUAGGAGUUCAGAACAUUCUUAGAAGACAAUAGCAAGCAAACGAAAGACCCCAUCAUAUAAAACAUGUAGCAUAACUUUUGAUUUCUAGCUUGCAUUUACUGAGACUUCAAAAUGUUUCUGACCCCAAUGUGUAGAGAUGGGCCCACGGUAAUCAGGUUUUUGCUUCUUGAGCAAGAAAGUUACUUUUCACUCAUCUACCACAAAGCCUUUAUGAAAGAAUAGCCGUUAUCGAUUCUAUUCACUCCCCAAAGCCUGUUUUUCACUGCAGGGCUGCCGUGGGUCCAGGAAACAAACACCCUUUUCAUGAAUAGCCUGGAAAUGCCCCCAAGUAAUCAGAACAUGUGAAACACUCCCUUGGUCCUAUAGAAACCCAAAUGCCUUUUGCCAUCACUGUCUUCAUCGGGGAGGGGGGGGGGAAGCUGUGCAGUUUAUUAUUUUGGGACACUUUCUGCAUAGUCAUUCAAGGAUCUAUUUAUUUGGGUUUUGAUCACAGUGGCUUCUAAACAGCAGGUUGGAUUUUUCCCUGCAUAUUUUUUCUCUCUCAUAUUUAUUUUGUUUGGGUUUGUUAGCCAAUUUAAUUUUUCCCCUUUUGCUCUACACUUCCUUUGCCUCUCUCCCAUAAGUAGCAUUCAGGUGAGUUAAAAGAAGCUGUUGACAUUGAAGCUGAGAUUCUGUUCUCUGCUCUUUAGGGUCCUGCUUCCACUUGUACACUGUGAUGCAAAAA
Sphaerodactylus townsendi is the source of this 3391-nucleotide messenger RNA. RefSeq names its product coronin 2A (gene CORO2A). The transcript is spliced from 10 exons. The record is from RefSeq and is a predicted model, not a curated record. The annotation marks the transcript as partial. Gene Ontology annotation, biological process: actin filament organization. Gene Ontology annotation, molecular function: actin filament binding. Lineage: Eukaryota; Metazoa; Chordata; Lepidosauria; Squamata; Sphaerodactylidae.